AUGAGUACUCAAAUAUCAAAGUGUAUAGGUUUUGAAGAAUAAGGAGGUUCUUUAAAAUUGACAGAAAUCUCUCUCCCUACUGUAGGACCUAGAGAUUUAGUUGUUCGUGUUGAAGCUGUUUCUAUGAAUCCUAUUGAUUUUAAAAAGAAAGAUUACGGAGUUGCUCUUGGACCCGUUUCUGUUGAUAACCCUUGUGUAUUAGGAUUUGAUGCUUCAGGAGUAGUUGUUUAGACUGGCGAAAAAGUAACCUUAUUCAAAGUCGGAGAUGAAGUUAUGUAUGCUGGAGAUAUUACAAAGUAAGGCUCAAAUUCACAAUUACAAGUAAUUGAUGAAAGAAUAGUAGGAAAAAAGCCUAAUAAUCUUAAUUGGGCUGAAGCUGCUUCUAUACCUUUAGUACACUUAACAGUUUAUGAAUCUUUAGCUGAGCAUUUAGAAAUAAAGGAAUAAAAUAAAGAUGAAAAUAAGAACAAAACUAUAUUAAUUGUAGGUGGAGCUGGUGGUGUUGGAAGCGCUGCUAUUUAAUAAGCUAAAAAUAUUUUUAAUCUUAAGGUUAUUGCUACUGCAUCAAGACCUGAAUCUGUAGAUUACUGCAAAAAAUAAGGAGCUGAUAUUGUAAUUAACCAUAAAAACUCAUUGAUUGAAGAAUUAAAGGCACUAGAAAUAACUGGAGUAGACUAUAUUUUUAAUACUUCUGAUAUGACUCCUUUCUACUUUGAUCAAUUUACUGCUCUUAUUAAUCCUUUUGGAGGAAUUGUUGGUAUUUCUGGAUUCUUAGAGCCCUUAAUUAUGGCUCCCCUUUUCUUAAAAAGAGUCAAAGUCUCCUGUGAAUGCAUGUUUGUGAGAUCCUUGUAUGGAAAAAACUAAGAAAUUUAAAAUAAAAUAUUAAAUAAAAUAUGCUUAGAAUUGGAAAACAGAAAUAUAACUCACAAUCUUGAAGUAUUAAAAGACUUCAAUAUUGAAAACCUUACAGAAGGUCACAAUGUCUGUAAGAGUGGAGUAAAUAUUGGUAAAAUAGCUUAUUAAGAUGUUUAAAAGUUCUUUAAUAACUGA
Tetrahymena thermophila SB210 is the source of this 1050-nucleotide messenger RNA. RefSeq names its product zinc-binding alcohol dehydrogenase family protein. Gene Ontology annotation, molecular function: zinc ion binding; oxidoreductase activity. The transcript is spliced from 2 exons. The record is from RefSeq and is a predicted model, not a curated record. NCBI's taxonomy places the organism in Eukaryota, Ciliophora, Oligohymenophorea, Hymenostomatida, Tetrahymenidae.